Messenger RNA from Rhizoctonia solani, 1797 nucleotides. Its product is annotated as Retrotransposon-derived protein PEG10. The record is from RefSeq and is a predicted model, not a curated record. Bases 1 to 1797 code for a protein of 598 amino acids. The transcript has 3 exons. Gene Ontology annotation, molecular function: zinc ion binding; nucleic acid binding. Lineage: Eukaryota; Fungi; Basidiomycota; Agaricomycetes; Cantharellales; Ceratobasidiaceae.
AUGGAACCAGAGCCGUCCCUUGGCACUCUCCUCAAGGCUAUCACAGCCCUCACAGCCACAGUUGGGUCCCUCCAGGACCAAAUCAGAGCGCAAGGCCAACAGCUCAGUGAACUCAAGGAGACUGCCAACCUACUUGGCAAUAAGGACCAAGGAGGAGCCCAAACCCAGCCUGGCCCAUUGACUGGGCCUAUCACCCCUCCUACCCAAUCAGGAGGGGAAACCCACACUCCAGGAAUGGUUAGGCCUGGACUCAAGGCCCCUUUCCACCCAUCCAGGGGCACCGGCUUUGACUCAGAGGAGGAGGAAGAACCCAGGCAAGCCCUCAAAAAAGAGCCUUGCAACACGCCUAAACGGAGCCUCAGCUCCCUCACCCCCUUUGACUCAGGGUCCUCUGUAAAGCGGCCCAAAAUGGAACUCCCCAACCCAUACAAGGGGGACUCCAGGGGACGCAAGGCAACUCAGUGGCUGGAUUGCAUGCUGCUAUGGGUCGCUGUUGUAGACACAAUCAAUGCCAGGGAAUUUAUUCCCAUUUUCUCGAAUUUAAACAAAAGCUGGGACUUGGGACCCUUCCUUCCGUCAACCCCCACUGUCAAAAUUGGGGAAGUCUCCCUUGAGCGCAUCACCUGCCUACUCCUUGGCCUCCUUGGCCAAGUUGAACAACUCAAACAAGAGGUUGCAGAAAUCAAGGAAGCAGGGGUCAAGACCUGCACCAAUGUCAAAAAUAUCUCCCAAACUGUUGAUGUUGUCAAGGAUGGGCUUAGAAGCCUCCAAUCACACAGGCCCAGAACCCCAGAAGAUACCAAGCCCCCGGUUGUGGAAGCAAUGCCACGCCCCUUAUCAAAGGUUGACCCUAUUGGAUCAACUAGUUGGGUCUCCUUCUGGGACAAACCUUCUAAGGGCCCCCAAAUCUUUGCCCAGCCAACUCCAGUCCAAGCAGUGCCCCUGCAAGUCCCAUCUCCCAUUGCAUCUCCACGUCUCCAAUCCCCAAUUGGAGCCCCUGCCCCUCCACCUCCGGCUCCAGCAACCCACUACCCCACUCCAGUCAAGGUUGACCACCCUCAUGCCCACACAGGCAAAAUAGGGAGCAAAGCAAAACAGUGGUUGACUUGUAUGCUGGCCUGGACCCGCCUCAACUUGCGGAUGUUCCCAACCAAUCAGGAGGUUCUAUCCUUCCUCUUGAUGAACAUGAAGGAUUCCGCUGGGGCCUGGGCCCACCCUCACUUAGACCAACUAGGCUCACACCAAGCCAUCAUACAAACAGUUGAGGGUUUUAAAUUGGAGUUCUUGGCGGCAUUUGGCAACCCUGACGCCACUAGGGCCGCCAAACGGAAGAUCACUACGCUCACCCAAUCCAGCACAUGCGCGGAUUAUAUUACAAAAUUCAGGACCCUGGCAAUGGAACUGGAUUGGAACAACGCAGCCCUUAGAGGCCAGUUUGCCCAAGGCCUCCAUUGGGAGAAUGCAGCACUUGUCAUUGACAAUGCUCUCCGCAAAGAGUGUGCUAGCCAUCCACCAAAGGAUAAUAAGUCUAGCAGACCAUCUAACCCCACAAGGGGGACAAGUACUGGCCAAGCCACUUCCGGUUCAAAAAAACUCUCCAACAAUCCCAAUUUUGUGUCAGAAGAAGAAAGGAAUUGCUGCCGUGCCGCUGGCGCUUGUAUCAAGUGCGGCAAAAUGGGUCACAAGUUUGCAGAAUGCCGCACGGGUUGGAAAGCCACCCCAAUUGAGGAUAAGGGGAAGGCAAAAGAAACCGCCAAAAUUGGCAAAGAGUCUGGACCCAAAUCAGGAAAAGACUAA